CAGCCCAAAAGCCUAGCAACUCCAAACCCUAGCAGCUCCCUCACCUCUCUGCUCCCUAUAUAGCUCCCCUUCCUUCGCCUGCCGCCGCCCUCCUUCCCGAGCCGGCGGCGGACAAGGUAAGCAGCAGCAGGAACCCUAGCGCAGCCGCCGCAGCCAUGGGUAUCGACCUCGUUGCCGGCGGGAGGAACAAGAAGACCAAGCGCACCGCACCCAAGUCCGACGAUGUCUACCUCAAGCUCCUCGUCAAGCUGUACCGUUUCCUGGUGAGGAGGACCAAGAGCAACUUCAAUGCCGUCAUCCUCAAGAGGCUCUUCAUGAGCAAGACCAACAGGCCCCCGAUCUCCCUGCGCCGCCUUAUCAAGUUCAUGGAAGGAAAGGAGAAGAACAUUGCUGUGAUUGUUGGUACAGUCACAGAUGACAAGAGGAUCCAAGAGAUUCCAGCAAUGAAGGUUACUGCCCUGAGGUUCACUGAGACAGCGAGGGCAAGGAUUGUCAAUGCUGGUGGGGAGUGCCUCACGUUUGACCAGCUUGCUCUCCGUGCUCCACUUGGGGAGAACACGAUCCUCCUGAGGGGACCCAAGAACGCCCGUGAGGCAGUGAGGCACUUCGGCAAGGCUCCUGGUGUGCCGCACAGCCACACGAAGCCGUACGUGCGCUCCAAGGGAAGGAAGUUUGAGAAGGCGCGUGGCAGGAGGAACAGCCGUGGAUUCAAGGUUUAAGUCGGCCCCCGUUGAUGCUUGUUGCCAUCGGCAUCUUGCAACAGUUGUUCUGUUUGAGCAGUCGACAGUAAUUAGUGUCAGUUUCUGCUGAGAGUAGCACAACUUGUUGUCCUGGUUUGAAUUUUGAAAGAUAAUUUGAAGGAUUCCUGCCAUUAUCCACUGUUUAAGCAAGAACACAAUGUUUUGUUGCA
Messenger RNA from Phragmites australis (common reed), 910 nucleotides. Its product is annotated as large ribosomal subunit protein eL18x-like. The record is from RefSeq and is a predicted model, not a curated record. The transcript has 5 exons. Gene Ontology annotation, cellular component: cytosolic large ribosomal subunit; ribosome. The coding region runs from base 156 to 719 and encodes 187 amino acids. Gene Ontology annotation, biological process: translation. Lineage: Eukaryota; Viridiplantae; Streptophyta; Magnoliopsida; Poales; Poaceae. Gene Ontology annotation, molecular function: structural constituent of ribosome; RNA binding.